Tripterygium wilfordii is the source of this 1517-nucleotide messenger RNA. RefSeq names its product protein RICE SALT SENSITIVE 3-like. The transcript has 7 exons. The record is from RefSeq and is a predicted model, not a curated record. The coding region runs from base 85 to 1290 and encodes 401 amino acids. NCBI's taxonomy places the organism in Eukaryota, Viridiplantae, Streptophyta, Magnoliopsida, Celastrales, Celastraceae.
GACCAAAACAUAACCUCUCUACUUAAGGGUGUACAUAUAGAGAGAGAAAGACAGAGUGUGUGUAGACUAGAGAGAGUGAGAGAGAUGGUGGGCUCAGGAGGAGCAGAUAGGAGCAAAGAAGCUGUUGGGAUGAUGGCCCUUCAUGAGGCCCUCAGAACCGUCUGUCUCAACUCAGACUGGAGUUACUCUGUCUUCUGGACCAUCCGUCCUCGCCCAAGAGUUAGGGGCGGUAAUGGUUGCAAGGUUGGGGACGACAACGGCAGCUUGAUGUUGAUGUGGGAAGAUGGGUUUUGCCGAGGAAGAACAGCAGAUUGUUUGGAAGAGAUGGAUGGAGAGGAUCCUGUGAGAAAAGCAUUCAGCAAAAUGUCCAUUCAGUUAUAUAAUUAUGGAGAAGGUUUGAUGGGAAAGGUUGCUUCAGAUAAAUGUCAUAAAUGGGUCUUCAAGGAACCAACAGAAUGUGAACCGAAUAUCUCCAACUACUGGCAGAGUUCUUUUGAUGCUCUUCCUCCUGAAUGGACUGAUCAGUUUGAAUCAGGUAUUCAGACAAUUGCUGUUAUUCAAGCUGGUCAUGGCCUUCUGCAAUUGGGUUCUUGCAAGAUUAUACCUGAAGACCUGCAUUUUGUGCUAAGGAUGAGGCAUACAUUUGAAUCACUUGGCUAUCAAUCUGGUUUCUACCUUUCCCAGCUAUUUUCUUCAAACAGAAAUAAUUCCUCUUCAUCUUCGAUUCCUACUAAGCAGCCCGCUAUGCCGAUACGCCAUCCUCCUCCGCUUUUCAACUGGAGUCAGAGGCCUCUUCCAUCUGCAGCAGCAGCUUCAAUGCUUCCUUCGCCGAAUUAUCAAAACCUGGUUACUAGACUUGGAUAUCCACCAGCCAAAGAUGAGACACAUAUGUUUCUCCUACCACAUCCAUCGCCGGAGAGCCACCAAAUGGAGAAUUUGAUAGGAGACCGUGAAAAUGACAUCAAAUGGCCUAAUGGGUUGUCUUUCUUCAAUGCCCUCACCGGACGAGCGGAUGAAGCGAAGCUUUUGUUCAACCCUGAGAACUUAGGGACGGAGUCGGACCAAAAUCCUAAUUCAGAUGUGCAUAACGCUGGCGGUUCAAAUCCUAACGAGUUCUUAAGCUUGGAUAGCCAUCCAGAUGGUAUAAGGAAAAUGGAUAACAAGAAGUUCAAAAGAAGCUUCACAUUGCCAGCGAGAAUGGCUUCAUCGUCUUCCUCGACUUCAGUCAAUCACCAUCAGCUUCACGAGGCCGGAAUGUACUCUGAUGUCAUGGAGACUUUCUUGGAAUGAAAGUAGAAUAAUACCCCCCGUCUUAGGGGGGUUAAGUGUCUUGUAUGCAGGCAAAAGCUUUUGUGAUCCUUUGUUGCUGAAAUUCCUGUUCUUUCUUUGAUGUUCGAUUAGUAGUGUUUCUUUCUUUUUUCUUUUCCAUUUUAGAGAACAUUUUAGUGACUUGUUGUAGUAUUGAAAUCUGAUAUUAGUUCUUCAGAAAGUCUCGUUCUGCAUUUUGGCUGGUAUGA